This is a messenger RNA of Helobdella robusta, 576 nucleotides long. RefSeq lists its product as hypothetical. The coding region runs from base 1 to 576 and encodes 191 amino acids. NCBI's taxonomy places the organism in Eukaryota, Metazoa, Annelida, Clitellata, Rhynchobdellida, Glossiphoniidae. The transcript is spliced from 2 exons. Gene Ontology annotation, molecular function: protein binding. The record is from RefSeq and is a predicted model, not a curated record.
AUGAAUAUAGUUGUUUAUUUUGUGGUAUUUGGUAUUUUUGGAUAUUUUGAAAUUUUUGUGUUGGUUUCAUCUCAGUUGAAUACUUAUCAAGACCCAAUGAAAUGUCCGGCGGAGAGAUGCUACUGCUAUGCCGAUGAAGAUCUCGAAUGCACAGACCUCUUACUGACUUCUGUACCAAAUUUUUACCACACCAAGUACACCAGAAACAUAACAUAUGCGCUUUUAGAUUUGAGUGAAAACAAGAUUAAGGAGAUUCAACCCUGGGCUUUUGCUGAUUUAUCGCUGAGAUCGAUUAAAAUCUGGCGCAACCACAAAAAAACUGACCUAAAACUUUAUGGAGAUUCAUUUCAAGGAUUGAACGAUUGUCUAGAAAAGCUCAAUCUGAAAAAGAAUAAUAUAUCAAAACUUCCAAAAGCUAGCUCACAUUAUGCGUGGCACCUUGAUAAGUUGGCAGUCCAGCAGUAUGUAUCACAGUAUGGCUUCACUCAUCUGGUUUAUUCUCCAAGUCCUUUUGUACCUUUGGCAAAGUCUUUUACUAGUUAUAACAAUGCUUUUGAUGACGCAGUGCGAUUGUGA